AUCACAACAUUUCUCGUCUGAUCUACCGGCAUUUAGUUACUACAAGCGCUCAGAAAGGGUAGUAGGGGUUAAAAUUUCCGCCUUUUACCCGCUCAAAUCGCCGCAUUUCCGUCAGAUUUUCGGCAGAACUCUUCCUCAGGUCGUCUGAAACACGUGAGGGUGUGUCAGCGGGACGCAGCACGAGAAUCGGCGGCGAUUUAACGGACAUUCCACCGGCGGACAGACAGACAACGGGCCGUGCCACGUUGGUUGGGAAAGAAAGAAGGCGUGAACACAGAACGAAGCUCGAACAAAAAAAAAAAGGAUCAGAAGAAUGCUCUUCAAGCUCACCGCCAUCCUGGUCGCAUUCAUAGCUUUGGGUCCUGCCUUAUUUGGGAAGAAAAAUGCAGGUGAUACGACAUCCGGUCAGUGUCCUGAGGUGACCCCGGGGCAGGUGGGCACCUGUGUGGAGGCCUGCAGUAACGACUCCAGCUGCACCACAGGACAACUCUGCUGCUCCAACGGCUGCGGGCACACCUGUCAGGACGCCGUCUUCGCUGAUUCCCAGAUGAGUGCUACCACAUCCCCACCCGACAACGUUGCCGACAAGAUGACAACAUCACCCCUGGUGACCGUAACCAUGGUGACGACCCUGCUCAUCAGCAUGCUGUACAUACCCUGAGGACCAAUCCCAGCACUUGUACAUAAAUUAUGCAAAUAUCAUGCAAAUAUCACCUGUAAAUGGCAUAUAUAUAGUACUAUAGUAAUGAUAUGUAGCAUGUAUGGUCUUAUGUACAUUUUAUGGCACUUAAAAGGGUUUAUGAGAAUACUUGUGUAGCAGAGUGUAGCAAAUAGAAGAAUGUUAUGUGACUGAGAAGGAUUUUCAUUGGUUAAAAGCAUUAACCAAUGAAAACAUGGUAUAUAUUCGAACCAAUCAGGACCCUGGUUUAUUGAAAUCAGAAGGAGAAAGUUUGAUGUCAGAAAAAAAAAUGGAAGGAAAAUGUUUGUAAAAUGGAUGAAAAGUGCUUCUUUUUCGUAAGUUGAUGUCCCAAACCUGUUGAAUAAAUUAUUUUUAAUACAGAUUUAAAUUAUAAAUUCUAUCCUUGGUUAGAUAAAUGUUGUGUGUACUCGAAGGUCAAAGCUCAAGUUCAGUAUUCUUUUUUGUAACUACAUUGUAUUUGAAUUUUUCUUUUGUUCCCAGAGAAGUCCUUUGUAAUAAUCUAUGGCUACUUAUACAAAAGUUAAGCUCUAGGAUGAAUUUUUCAAAUUUGUGUACUUUUGUUAAACUCAGAUGGUUUGUUAUACCCGUCCAGUUAUCUGUAAAUAUUUCAGUUGAGCUAUUAACAAAAACUUUAAAAAGUUCAGGGUUUUUGUUAAUUUAAAUUAUAUAAUAAUAAUAGUAAAGUGUGUAUGUUCAGAAGAAUAUCAUGUUUUAAGAAAAAAAUGUUACAGCAUUUAUUUGUUUUUGUUGGGCCACUUUCCAUGCAAUCAUUUCUUUGUGCUGUGCCAAAACUGUUGGAAGUUUUUAACCCUUAGUGCACUAAGGGGUGCUCAUCAGGGUCCUUAGAUGUCUUCUGUAAAUUGACUUAGAGCAUGAAGGGUUAAAAACUUGCUGUGCCUCACUGUUAGUUUAUUGGGUAGCUUUUAUAAGCUGUUGCUAUGGCAACGUUGUACAUAAUCAUGCCAAAUAAAUGAAAACGUAACUAUGAAUGACAAGCCUGAAAACUCAGCCUCUUUGUAAUAAAGGAACUGAAAUUGAACCUA
Molecule: messenger RNA, 1743 nt
Organism: Branchiostoma belcheri (Belcher's lancelet)
Lineage: Eukaryota; Metazoa; Chordata; Leptocardii; Amphioxiformes; Branchiostomatidae
Product: WAP four-disulfide core domain protein 18-like
Exons: 4
Coding region: 314-661 (115 amino acids)
Biological process (GO): innate immune response; antibacterial humoral response
Cellular component (GO): extracellular region
Molecular function (GO): peptidase inhibitor activity
Source: RefSeq, a predicted model, not a curated record